UGUAAGGAAUUGACAAACAAGGAGCGGUGCUCAGUAUAAAUACGUUAGUCGAGUUGGCAAUGCAUUAUUACUGCACAAACAGUUUGGAUAACGUUCACGGGCCCGCUGAACUUACCUGUUCAUCAUGUUCAGUUUCAUUGCGAUUGCUUGCUUGCUUGGUGUAGCAACGGCCGCUCCGUCCGACAUCGGGGCUUUGCCCAUCGCUACCGGCAGUAUUUCGAUCCCGCGUUACGGCUUCAACUAUGCGGUCAACGACCCCAUAACUGGUGACCAAAAGGCACAAACCGAGUCUCGCGACGGAGGCGUCGUGAAAGGCUCUUACUCCCUUACCGAACCCGACGGUACCUUGAGAGUGGUGGACUAUACCGCUGAUCCCGUUUCUGGCUUCAACGCGGUGGUGAAACGCGUUGGCCCUGCGGCUCACCCACAAACCUUGGUCUCUGCGCCUGUCGUCAGCAAACAGAUCGUGGCUCCUAUUGCCGCUGCGCCGAUAGCAGCUGCCCCUAUCGCUACCGGGGGUUACGCAACCAGCUUAGUCGGCCUCGGAGGACUAGGAUUGGGACUGGGAAGUGGUUUAGGCCUUGGGUUGGGCUCAGGCAUCGGCCACGCCGGAAUUGGCCUAGGCUCCGCGGACCUUGGCCUCGCUGGUGCCGGCAUCGGCUACGGCGGCCUCGGCUACGGCAUCGGAGGACUGGGCGGCCUCGGUGGAUGGAAGCACUAA
Messenger RNA from Helicoverpa zea (corn earworm), 721 nucleotides. RefSeq names its product larval cuticle protein A2B-like (gene CPR57). Gene Ontology annotation, cellular component: extracellular matrix. Bases 125 to 721 code for a protein of 198 amino acids. The transcript has 3 exons. NCBI's taxonomy places the organism in Eukaryota, Metazoa, Arthropoda, Insecta, Lepidoptera, Noctuidae. The record is from RefSeq and is a predicted model, not a curated record.